GGGGAGCUCCUGAGUCCCUGCCGCUGUGACGGCUCGGUGCGCUGCACACACCAGCCCUGCCUCAUCCGCUGGAUCAGCGAGAGGGGCUCCUGGAGCUGUGAACUCUGCUACUUCAAAUACCAGGUCCUGGCCAUCAGCACCAAGAACCCGCUGCAGUGGCAGGCCAUCUCCCUGACGGUCAUCGAGAAGGUGCAGAUCGCGGCCAUCGUGCUGGGCUCCCUCUUCCUCGUGGCCAGCAUCUCCUGGCUCAUCUGGUCCUCACUCAGCCCUUCAGCCAAGUGGCAGCGGCAGGAUCUGCUCUUUCAAAUCUGCUACGGCAUGUACGGCUUCAUGGACGUUGUGUGCAUAGGCCUCAUCGUCCAUGAAGGCUCUUCUGUCUACCGAAUCUUCAAGCGCUGGCAGGCAGUGAACCAGCAGUGGAAAGUCCUGAAUUACGAUAAGACCAAGGACAUAGGAGGAGAUGCGGGGGGAGGGACUGCGGGGAAGCCAGGCCCCAGGACCUCACGGACGGGCCCUCCUGCGGGGGCCACCAGCCGUCCCCCAGCUGCCCAGCGCAUGCGGACGCUCUUGCCUCAGCGCUGUGGUUACACAAUCCUGCACCUCUUUGGACAGCUGCGGCCACCAGAUGCCCGUUCCAGCUCCCAUUCUGGCCGAGAGGUGGUCAUGCGGGUCACCACGGUCUGACCUGGACUCCAGGAGCGGGGGUCUUAAGUCAGUGGAUCCGCCAGGGAUGAGCUCUCCUGGCCGCUGGAGGUGCCAGCUGGACAAGGUGGGGCACUGCUGUCACCACUGAGGAUCUCCUUGGGCGCCUUCGCUGGAGACAUUUUCUGGCCUCUGCUGCCCACUGGGUAGAGACACCUGGAUGACAUUCCAGCCCCCACUGACAGCUCCUCAUACUCAUCCUGAGAUGGCCAGUGAGCAGGAGGGGGAGAGCCGCUUUUCUUCCCUGGAAAGAACCGUCUUUACCUCAGCUCCUAGGGCCUUCCAGCCCCCUGGCUCCACCGCGGUGACUUGGUGAAGGGGGACCAAUGCCAGAAGAAAGGGGCUGCAGACCCCCAUUCCCCACCCCAUGGCCACAGGGCACCUGGCAAUAAGACUAGUAUACAUGGACCUCCCAUUCCCUGCAUGAGGGCAGGGGACUUCCCCCUGCCCCACCCCCCAUUGCAUGGGGGAAGGGCAUAAAGAAUCAUUUAUAUGCA
Molecule: messenger RNA, 1199 nt
Organism: Chinchilla lanigera (long-tailed chinchilla)
Lineage: Eukaryota; Metazoa; Chordata; Mammalia; Rodentia; Chinchillidae
Gene: Marchf9
Product: membrane-associated ring finger (C3HC4) 9
Biological process (GO): protein ubiquitination
Molecular function (GO): zinc ion binding; ubiquitin-protein transferase activity
Source: RefSeq, a predicted model, not a curated record